Messenger RNA from Miscanthus lutarioriparius, 903 nucleotides. The record is from the annotation of a GenBank genome assembly. NCBI's taxonomy places the organism in Eukaryota, Viridiplantae, Streptophyta, Magnoliopsida, Poales, Poaceae.
AUGGCGCCACCACGCUCGGUGCCGGAGCUCAUCGAAGACACCAUCGCGGAGGUCCUCCUCCGAAUCCCCCCGGACGAGCCCGCGCACCUCGUGCGCGCCUCCCUAGUCUGCAAGCUCUGGCGCCGCAUCCUCCUCGACCCCGCCUUCCUCCGCCGCUACCGCGAGUUCCACCGGAUACCACCGCUGCUCGGCUUCCUCCGCAACUCAAUCACCGCCAGCCUCUUCCAAUCAUUCCGCUACGUCCCCACAACAUCAGCAUCCACCAUCCCCCAGCCGGCGUUUGAUUGCGUCAGAUGGCGAGCGCUCAGUUGCCGCCAUGGGCGAGUCCUCCAUGACAUGGGCUUCUACGGCGUCGACCUCGUUGUCUGGGAUCCUAUCACAGGCGAUCUGCAGAGGCUGCCUAAGUCCAGCAUCACCAUCUCCUUUUACAGCUCCGCCGCGGUUCUCUGCGCCGCGGGUAGCUGCAACCACCUCGGUUGCCAUGGUGGCCCCUUCCUCGUGGUCUUCGUGAGCUCCCAUGAUGGCCGUCCCGCCGGCGUCCGUUGCGAGGUCGACCGCAACAGGAAUGGUGCUCUUAUCGGAGAUAACAUCUAUUUCUCCCUUGAGCUUGGUGAAAAAUUUCUGAAAUUUGAUUUGGGCAAUAAUUCCUUGUCUAUGAUGGAUCCGCCGGACUUGUACAAUUGUGGUGUUCUCCUCAUGCAAACAGAGGAGGGUUCACUUGGGCUUGCUGGCAUUAGGGGUUCAAGGCUUUGCCUAUGGUCAAGAGAGGUGGAUCCAAAGGGAGAUGCCGGCUGGGUACCACGAAGGUUCAUCAAGAUUCAGAAACUGUUCCCCAAUAACACCCCCCGUUACAGACGUAGUGUGAUUGGUUUUGCUGAUGGUGUUGGUGUCAUAUUUGUGUAG